AUGGCUAAAGUGAAAAAAUCUGUCGUUAAAGACAGAAGGUCAUCUAUCGUUAAAAUUUCCGUGGAUACCAGUGAAGAAGACUUCCAAAAUGAAGAAGAGACUAUGGCAUACGUGUUGAGCUCUAUGGUAGUUACUAAUAAUUUGAAAGGUAAAGAAAGAGAGGAAAAAAGUGGAAAAGGAGCGUUUAGAGCAUUGAAUAGGGUAAAUCGUAUCAGAAGUACUGCAUCACUUCAAGUUCAAUUAGAACUGUACUCCAGAGCAAUUGCCCAUGCACCUCUUGAAUCAUAUGAACUAGUCAGAGCAUAUACUGAACGUUCGGAAUUAUUAUUAAAUCAAGGCUACUAUGAAGAUUGUUUAAAAGAUAUAGAAAGAAUAUCGAAAAUUGGCUGUUGCAAUGAAAUGAAAGCAGACUUUUAUACGCGUAAAGCCAAAGCUCUAUGGGGCCUUAAUCCGAGAAUGUGUCCAGAAAUAGAAAAAGCUAUAACCAAAGCUCAAUGUUGGUUGACAGAGGCAGAUGAAGAAACUCGACAAAACUUAGAAACAUCUUUGAACUUAAUAUUGAAGAAUUAUGCUUUGAAAGCGAAUUUCAUACAGCACGAUUUGGGUAAAUUAAUACCUCUAACUCCAAAAGAUAAUCCUCGAGUAGUAGGAGCUUCCAGUUCUAUAGAGCUUAAAUUUUCAGAAAAUUUUGGGCGUCACAUUGUAGCUACUAAAGACAUAAAAGUUGGUGAAGUUAUUUUCGUACAAAAAGCUUAUUCUCUUAUUCUUUCUUCUGAAUGUUGGUACACUUACUGCUGGUAUUGUUCAAAACGAACUUGGUCCUCUGUAGGAUGUAAUAAUUGUGUAAACGUAAUUUAUUGCGAUGAAAGUUGUCGAGAUAAAGCUUGGGUCGAGUAUCAUGAUAUGGAGUGUGACGUAAUUUCCUAUUUACUUGCAAUGGGCCAGCGCGAAUGGCUUGAUUUAAUGGCUGCAAGGAUAACAAUCAAAGCAAUCAAGGAAGCUGGUUCUUUGCAAAAUUUAAAAACUUAUCUUCUUAAUAUUGACAAAAUCCCAGAUCCGACCGAAAAAUUUUUCACUGACAAUGUACAUGAUAGUUCAAAAUAUUCAACAGUAUAUUCUCUGGUACAUGAUGUUUCAUUUAGAGAAAAAUCAGAAGUUGACGGACUUUCUAUAAGUAGUGCAUAUAUUCUUCACGCUUUUGCUUUAUCAUCCAAUCUUUUAGGUGAUGGAAUCAAUGACAUACGAGAUUGUGCAAACAAUGAAUGGGCUCUUUUUCUAGGAGCAUUGAUCUUAAGGAACAUACGAAUUAGCUCAUUGAACUGCUUCUCUGUACGCAAAAAGAAUUUAUCUACGCCAUUUAUUGAUAUGAAAAGAGGUGACUUACUUGGAUCUUUUGCAAGUUUUUUCAACCACAGUUGUUUUAGCAACGUAUGCCCUGCACAUUAUGGAAAUACAAUGACAUUUCGAGCCUCUCAACAGAUAAAAAAGGGUGCUCAACUGUUUAUAUCUUACGGAUCAAGCUUUGAUGAAACACCCACACUUCAGCGAAGAGAACAACUAAAAGAUGAUUAUAAUUUCUGGUGUGAGUGUAUAGCUUGUCGCUACGAUUGGAACCCGGCAUCUAUUUUUCCGACUUUGGUUAAUAAACGUAGCUUAAGUGAGAUUGAAUUAAAAAUAAAAGAAUUAAUACAAAAGAACGAUAAAAAAGCUCUAACGACUAUGCAACAAUCUUCUAAAAGUAACACAUGGAAUGACAAUUCUCACACCUUACAAUCGUUGUGUGAUCUCUUAAAUUUAAUGUGUGAAAAUUUGGAUUAUCGUAGUCGGGAAAUGUUAUCUUUUAAGAUUUUAUUGGAAUCUAAUUAUGUACAUGAUGCCGAUACUUACAAUGAUAAUUGUUAUAUUGUAAAAUGUACGUGA
Messenger RNA from Cotesia congregata, 1920 nucleotides. The record is from the annotation of a GenBank genome assembly. Lineage: Eukaryota; Metazoa; Arthropoda; Insecta; Hymenoptera; Braconidae.